Messenger RNA from Micromonas commoda, 1368 nucleotides. RefSeq lists its product with no specific name. The record is from RefSeq and is a predicted model, not a curated record. The coding region runs from base 1 to 1368 and encodes 455 amino acids. The transcript has a single exon. Gene Ontology annotation, biological process: peptidyl-lysine monomethylation. Gene Ontology annotation, molecular function: protein-lysine N-methyltransferase activity. Lineage: Eukaryota; Viridiplantae; Chlorophyta; Mamiellophyceae; Mamiellales; Mamiellaceae.
AUGGCGCCGUCGCUCGAGGAGUGGGUCGCCGACCUCGCCUCGGGUCACGAUGCGAGACUGACCAAGGCGGCGGUGCGCCAGUCGGCGCACGGCAAGGGCCUGUUCGCGUCCGAGCCCGUCAAGCGCGGCGACGUCGUCGCUUCGGUGCCGAAGAAGCUGACCCUGUGGGUGCAGGAGGGCAACGCGCUCGCGCUGCCGGGCGACGGCGCCUGGCCGAGGGUGCGCGCCGGCGCGUCCGCGGCGGCGCCGGACUCGGGGAAAGGGUGGGAGUUCAUCCUCGCGCGCGCGAUCGUCGACGCGGUCGCCGGCGACGGCGGCGCCUUCUGGGAGGCGUACGGCGGCAUGAUGCCCGGCCCGGAGACCCUCGCGCACCCCUUCCUCCUCUCCGACGCGACGCUGCGCGAGCUCCAGGACGACGACAUGGCGCGCAGGGCGAGGGACGAACGCGAGCUCAUCAAGGCGUUGAUGCCCGAUCUCACCACCCCGCAACACGCCAUGGACGACGACCCGCACGUCACCGUCGGCGCGUGGGCGCUGGCGCUCGUCCGAUCGCGAGCCAUGCGCGUGGGCGUCGGCGCGCACGCCGUCGUGCCCUUUCUGGACUGCGCCAACCACGCCUCGGUGCCCUCCGUCGACUACAGGUGCGACUCCGUGGAGACCCCGGCGUCUUCGGGGCUUCCGCCGCAGGCUUCGGAGGCGAUGGCGGACGUCGAGCUCGUCGCGCUGACGGACGCCGACGUCGGCGACGAGCUCCGCCUGGCGUACACAAAGGGCCAACUGACGUCGACGGAGCACUUCGAGCAGUACGGCUUCGUGCCAACGGGCGGGUCCCCGGCGGACCGCGUGCGCGGGUUACCGAGGGUUAAUAAGGGCAAGCGCGCGGCGCGGCUGGGACGAGCGCUCAGGCGCGCGAUCGGCGCGACGCUUCGAGGGGUGUGGAACGAGGUGGAGGAUGCCGAGUCGGCUCGGAGCGGGAGCGGCGUGGAAGCGUUUGACGCUCGGGCGGUGGUCGUGGCGGCGGGGGCGUCGAUCGCCGCGACGCUCGGGGACGGGGACGACGACGCGGGGGGAGGAGGACGCGAGGAGGGGGUCCUCGAGGAGGGGGUCCUCGAGGAUGCGGCGUCGUCGUCGGAGGAUAUGACGUCGGAGGAGGAGUCGGCGCACCUGGCGGCGCUGAGACGCGCGGCGGCGGAGCUCGAGGCUUCGUACGAGACCACGCUGGAGGCGGACGAGGCGGCGUUUGGCGGGGCGACCGAGAGUGGGGACGAGCGGCUCGCGAACGUGAUGCACCUGCGCGUGUGCAGGAAACGUCUGGCGCGCCGCGUGCGCGAGGUGCUCGACGGGAUCGAGUUGGAGGAAUCUUAUUAG